This is a messenger RNA of Sinocyclocheilus grahami, 902 nucleotides long. Its product is annotated as phospholipid scramblase 1-like. Gene Ontology annotation, molecular function: phospholipid scramblase activity. The transcript is spliced from 5 exons. Gene Ontology annotation, biological process: plasma membrane phospholipid scrambling. Gene Ontology annotation, cellular component: plasma membrane. The record is from RefSeq and is a predicted model, not a curated record. Lineage: Eukaryota; Metazoa; Chordata; Actinopteri; Cypriniformes; Cyprinidae. The coding region runs from base 29 to 571 and encodes 180 amino acids.
AUUGGGCUGGGAGACCAAUAAUAAGUACAUGGUGAAGAACAGUGUGGGGCAACAGGUGUUCUUUGUGGCUGAGGAAAACGACUGCUGUAAUAGACAGUUCUGCGGACCACUGCGCUCAUUCGUCAUCCAUGUUCAGGAUAACAUAGGGCAGGAAGUGAUGACACUCACUCGUCCUUUGAAGUGCGGAAGCUGCUGUUGUCCCUGUUGCCUGCAAGAGCUUGAAAUCCAGUCUCCACCGGGGAACCCGAUUGGAUAUGUGAUCCAGAACUGGCAUCCUUUCCUUCCUAAGUAUACCGUACAGAAUGAGAAGAAAGAAGCAGUUCUGAAGAUCGUGGGGCCGUUCUGUUCAUGCAGAUGUUGCGCUGAUGUGAACUUUGAUGUUUUGUCCAUGGAUGAAACAACAAAGGUGGGCAGAAUCUCUAAACAAUGGACAGGUCUGGUGAGAGAAGCUUUCACCGAUGCAGACAAUUUUGGAAUCUCCUUUCCUAUGGAUCUGGACGUGAAGAUCAAAGCUGCUCUUUUUGGAGCCUGUUUUCUCAUAGACUUCAUGUUCUUUGAACACAGUAAAUAAAUGUAUUUUCUGGAUGUCAUUAUUUCAGGUUGAAUUUUGAACUCCUUACUCUGAAUAUGUUAACCAUGGAUUCAAAUGUGGAUCACUCAGCUAAAAAUUAUAUUACAUAUAUUACUAUGUACAUUAAAUUACAGAGUAUAUUCAUUCACUACUGCUCAUGAGCCACCACUAGGUGACAGCAGUUCCCUUUACAAUAAUACUGAGAUGCUUUCCGUAUCAACAAAGUACCUGCUCUAAAUGUAUUGGCAAAAAAUUAACUACAAACUAUUAAAGAGACUUUUUUAUACACAGUCUAAACAAACUUGUAACAAGCAAAAUGUUGAUUGCUUAA